ACGAGUCCAUCAACUACUUUUAUUAAAAUAAAAGUCAAUGCGGAGUGGCGUUCCAGCUUUGCUAUCAAGGGCUCUACAUAGAAACCCCAAACAUCCUCUUGUUCAUUGAAAAAAAAAAUAUAUCUUGAUCCAUCUCUAAUCGGAACAGGAAUCCAUUGAGAAUGGGGCAACAAGACCAGCCUGUCGUCGGAGUUCCUUACUACGCCGGCCAGAACCCUUACCAAGCUGGAGCUAUACCGCCAAACGCAAUCGUCGGCGAUCCGAAGGGAAUCCCGAUUCAACAGACUAUGUAUCGCGACACCCCUGCUCCUUUUAGCUGCGUUUACUGUGGUAAUUCGGGCGUUACCUUCGUUAGAUCAAAGCCUAGUUUGGCAGCUGUUGUUGGUUGCAUGAUGCCUUUGAUGCUUGGUUUUUGCUUUCUUUGCCCUUCUAUGGACUGCCUCUGGCACAAGUAUCACUACUGUCCAAGCUGCAAAGAAAAGGUUGCGGACUUUGAGAAAUCAGAUCCUUGUGCAGUGAUGGAUCCUCCUCACUGGACACAGGAGAGCUUCGCAUUGCCUGCAUAAUAUGUUUGUUUGUUAUCUCUAUCUUGCAUUCUUCCUGGCUGAAUUCUAUGUUCUACAUGUGUAUUGCUAUUUUGUGUGUUAUAGACUGUUCGGUACUUCAUGCAUGUAGAAGAUGUAAAAAGCUACUAUCGUUGCAUAUGUGCUUCAUAUAGUGGAGAACUAGCAGUGCUUUCCAUACAGUACAGCUCUGAUUUUUAGUGUUUGCUCUUGUAAAAAGCUAUUUUUUAA
This is a messenger RNA of Populus trichocarpa (black cottonwood), 794 nucleotides long. RefSeq names its product GSH-induced LITAF domain protein. The transcript has 3 exons. NCBI's taxonomy places the organism in Eukaryota, Viridiplantae, Streptophyta, Magnoliopsida, Malpighiales, Salicaceae. The record is from RefSeq and is a predicted model, not a curated record. Gene Ontology annotation, molecular function: zinc ion binding. Bases 162 to 566 code for a protein of 134 amino acids.